AAACCCCAAUCUUCCUAAUUUUUUAAAGUACGGUCUCGUUUUUUGAUCAUCAACCAUGGACUUCUUCAACACCGCCAGGGCGGUGAAGCUGCGGAGCCACCUCGACAAGUACCUUGUCGCCGACGACAACAAAGAGUCCGUCCGCCAGAGCCGCAACGGCACCUCCCGAAAGGCCCGGUGGACGGUCGAGCUCGUCGAGAAAAAAUCCCACUUCAUCCGCCUCAAGAGCUGCCACGGGCUCUACCUCACCGCCACCGACCUCCCUUUCCUUCUUGGCAUGACCGGCAAUAAAGUCAUCCAGGCGGAGUUAGACAACCUCGUCGACUGGAAGUUCGAGUGGGAGCCCAUACGUGACGGGUUUCAGGUCAAGCUGCGAACGUGGUGCGGCACUUACUUGCGCGCCAAUGGUGGGCCGCCGCCGUGGCGAAACUCGCUCACUCAUGACGACCCCACCACGUCAUCGACCCAGAACUGGAUUCUGUGGGACGUUCUGGAGACGGAGGUUCCGGCGUCAGAGUCGUUGCUGUGGCAGCAGUCGAGUUUUUCGUCGUUUUCCGACGAGCUUUACUCGUCGGAGUACGGGUCGCCCAUUUCGGUAUUUUCAACCAAGUCGCCUAAUUCCGAGCCGUCGUCGGGAAAGCUGGCUAAGUCUCCGAAGGCGUCGUCGAAAAAUCUGGCUAAGCAGACGAAAUCCAACAAGUUCCGAAUCGGAAUGGACUUCUUCCACAAGGCCAAGUCGGUGCGCCUCCGCAGCCACCAUGACAAGUACCUCCUAGCGGAGGAGGACGAGGAGUCCGUCGCCCAGGAACGAAACGGGUCGUCCACGAGGGCACGGUGGACCGUCGAGGUCGUACCCGAAACCGACAACAUCAUCCGACUCAAGAGCUGCUUCGGCAAGUACCUCACCGCCUCCAACCAGCCUUACCUCCUUGGCAUGACCGGCCGGAAAGUGCUCCAGACUCUGCCUCGGCGGCUCGACUCCUCCGUCGAGUGGGAGCCCGUCAGGGAUGGCAAGCAGGUCCGGCUCAAGACCCGGUACGGCAACUUCCUCCGAGCAAAUGGAGGACUCCCGCCGUGGCGGAACUCGGUGACCCAUGAUAUUCCUCACAGAACCGCAACGCAGGAUUGGGUUCUGUGGGAUGUCGAUGUUGUGGAGAUUCAAAUCAACUCUCCGGCUGCUAAGCCGUCCGGCCCGCCGCCGCUUCCCCACUCCGAUUCUCUGGACUUCGAAUCCAGCUCCCCAUCAGCCGGUUCCGUCAGAUCCAGCCAUUUGUCAAGACAAGAGUCGAGUGAUUCAUAUGUGGCGUCGCCGCCGAAGUCGGAAGGGAGGACUAUAUAUUACCAUAUAGCUGAAGAUAACGGCGAUGUGGAUGAUGAGGCAGUGCAGGGCUACUCUAUGACUUUCAAAGGAAAUGGGGUUGAUGAGUUGACUCGUAAGCUCGAGGAGGAGACCGGGAUUGAGGGGAUCAUCGUCUGCGCUCGAAGCCCUUUGAAUCAGCAGCUCUUUCCACUUCGAUUGCAGCUUCCACCAAACAAUGUGACAAUGCAGGUUGUCCUGGUGUUGCCAGAUUCUAAAGCUGGAAGAGAUCUUGCAAAACAAGGUUUGUUAUAGGAGGCAACACCAAAUAGAAAUCAAAGUUUUGGUCCGGCUGCGUAUAUACACUCUCAUAAUGUUGUGUACAUAUUUAGAUUUAAGACUUCAUUGUGUGGCAUACCAAGGUUUCGAAUUACCGGAUAACGCGAAGCCCCGCCUUCAGUCGAUGUCAUAUGCAGAGUGUUUGAAGGACUUGUGUUCUUGUCCACUGUUUUUUGCUUGGGGCUUGCUUGAAUCUGUAAAAAAGUUAUGUUGUUCGUGUUAGCAUUUCAGAUGAACUGAUGCCCUUGUUGUUCCUCCUGCUGCUGCUGCUAGUUCUUCCUGCGAGAAUUUUCGGAUUGCUUUUGGCUGUAGAAUUAUUUUGUGGAUUUGUUUAUUAUUUAAUUAUUUUUGGAAAAUGAUGUUUUUUAUUGA
Molecule: messenger RNA, 2008 nt
Organism: Pyrus x bretschneideri (Chinese white pear)
Lineage: Eukaryota; Viridiplantae; Streptophyta; Magnoliopsida; Rosales; Rosaceae
Exons: 4
Coding region: 56-1612 (518 amino acids)
Source: RefSeq, a predicted model, not a curated record